UGUGCUGCUUGCCAGUCAAUCUUCCAGUGCCUAUAAAUUCCACAACUGCUUUACCCUUUGCUUCACACUUCAUUGCUUGAAAAAACAAUCACUAUUGUUGUUCCAGACUUCCAGUAAUAGUAUUAUCAUUUCCCCACAAGCUUUGUAGCUUGUGUGUUUGUUCUUUGGACUAAGAAAAUGGCCUCAUCUGCAAGUGAAAAUCGCUUAGUGUUAUCCAAGAUUGCAACCAAUGGAAAACAUGGUGAGAACUCUCCGUACUUCGACGGAUGGAAAGUGUACGAUCAAAACCCUUACCACCUAACUGAAAAUCCUGAGGGUGUAAUCCAGAUGGGCUUUGCAGAAACUCAGCUUCCCUUUGAUUUGGUUGAAGAGUGGAUUAAGAAAUAUCCCAAAGCCUUAUUUGCACUGCUGAAGGAGUUGAGAAGUUCAGAAACGUGGCCAAUUUUCAAGACUACCAUGGCUUCCCAAAGUUCAGACAGAUUUUACCGAGACCUCGGAUGGAGAACUGGAGUCCAAAUUGUCCCCCUCGAUUGUGAUAGCUCCAAGAAUUUCAAAAUAACCAAAGAAGCACCGGAAGCAGCUUAUGAAAAUGCCCAAAAAACAACAACAAUAUGAGGCCAUUUUCUUGGUUCCAAAGAACAAACACACAAGCUAUAUGGCUGGAGGGGGAAUGAUAAUACUAUUAUUGGAAGUCUGGAACGACAAUAGUGAUUGCUUUUUCAAGCAAUGAAGAUGAAGCAAAGGGUAAGGCAGUUGUGGAAUUUAUAGGCGUGGAAGAUUGAUUGGCAAGCAGCACAGGAAGCAAAUUUGAGGGAAAAGUCCAUCUUUCAAAUGUGGAAAAACUGACCCCUAAGAACGGAAGUAACAGAUUUAAUUGUGGUAGUUUUGGUAAAUGGGUCGUAAUCGCUUCCAUGUAAAAACCUGCACAACCAGGUGUACACCGGCAGCGUACCUCUUGGUGGUUCUUAACUUCUUAUAGUUGGUGGUGUGAUGGUCAAACUAUUAGUUUUCUUAUAAUUGAUAUAUUGUAUGAUAUUAUCACGCAAUAUAAGAGCUCAAUCUCGACUUUAUUUGUUUAUAAUAAAAUAUAAUACUGACGUGUAAACAAACACAUCAUUUGGUAGUUUUUUAAAUCCAUCUAGAAAGUUGUUUUUCAUUUUCCUGUUAAUUAGGUAUUUGCUUUUGUUUUCAUUUUAUUUUUGGCUGGAUGUGGUGUUUAUGUUUCUAGGAAUGAACCUUCCCCGAAACACUAUGAGUUUGGCUAGCAUUAUCUAAUUAGUUAUGUACCUUUAGUUUUCUAGAAUAUUUUCUUAUAACUUAUAAGCCUUUAUUUCGUAUGUCUUUUCAUACCGGCAGUGUACCACUUGGUGGUUCUUAUAGUUGGUGGUGUGACGAUCAAAUUAAUAGUUUUUUUUUUAUUUUUAUUUUUAUAAUUUGAUAUAUUGCAUGAUAUUAUACACACAAUAUAAGACGGUUGAAAUGAUAUCAUUUAUUUAAAUUAGAGCUUAAUUUCGACUUCAUUUGUUUAUAAUGAAAUACAAUAUUGACGUGUAUACAAAACAUGUCAUUUGCUGGUUUUCUAAAUCCAUCUAGAAAGUUGUUUUUCAUUUUCCGGUUAAUUAGGUAUUUGCUUUUGUUUUCAUUUUAUUUUUGGCUGGAUGUGGUGUUUAAGUUUCUAGGAAUGAAGCUUCACCGAAACACUAUGAGUUUGGCUAGCAUUAUCUAAUUAGUUAUCUACUUUUAGUUUUCAAGAAUAUUUUCUUAUGAGCCUUUAUUUCGUAUGUCUUUUCAUAUUUCUCACUUGAAGUUGUAAGUCUAUAAAUAUAUAUUUAUAAGGAAGAAAAGAAGGUAGAAAUUAUUUGAAUUUUCACUUUGAAAUUUGAGUUGUAAACUCGUUUUUAAGUGUCUUUUUCUUGUUUAAGAGUUUGUUACUUUGUUCUUUAGUUGUAUAUACGUCAUAGGUUGUUACUAGAAGUGAAUCUCUUAGGGCUUUUAGGUCUCUCCUGGCACAAGAAGAUAGUGGACACUACUUAUCUAUCAUAUCUUUUCAUUUUUA
Pyrus x bretschneideri (Chinese white pear) is the source of this 2056-nucleotide messenger RNA. Its product is annotated as 1-aminocyclopropane-1-carboxylate synthase 1-like. Bases 178 to 615 code for a protein of 145 amino acids. Gene Ontology annotation, biological process: amino acid metabolic process. Gene Ontology annotation, molecular function: transaminase activity. The record is from RefSeq and is a predicted model, not a curated record. NCBI's taxonomy places the organism in Eukaryota, Viridiplantae, Streptophyta, Magnoliopsida, Rosales, Rosaceae. The transcript is spliced from 4 exons.